AUGGGAUUCCGAUUUUGGUCAAGGGGGUCGGUUAGUAUUGAUGGGUUGAACAGCUCUGCAGGGUCGUACUGCCUGCUUGGCUCUCGGACAAGAAACGAGGCUUCUGUCGUCGCUCGUUUGCGAGCUGCUGGUGCUGUCAUUUUAGGGACGACAGACUUACCUGAAUGGGGCAGCUCACGUUCGUCCGGCCAGACGGCCUCGAACGGCUGGAGUGCUGUCGGGGGGCAGACUUGUGGUGUUUACUAUCGCGAACAGGAUCCUUGCGGAAGUAGUAGUGGGAGUGGUGUUGCUGUUGCGCUUGGGUUGGCGGCUGGGGCGGUGGAGGUUGAGGUAGGUAUAUUUACAAUGGGGAGCAUCACCUGCCCGGCUAUGCGGGGCAAUCUUGUGAGCAUCAAGACGACUUCGGGGCUUGUUCCUCGGGACAAUGUGAUUGUCACAAGAUUCCGCGGCCCUGUCGGCCCCAUGACCCGGACUGUUCGGGAUGCUGCGAUUAUGCUUAAUUUCAUGGCUGGACCGACUUCAGAAGACCCCGACAGUUUACGGAUUCCGUUUUCGAUUGUGCCGGACUAUACAAAGUCGCUGAAGCUUGGUGGGUUGGUCAACAGCCGUCUUGCUGUUCCGCGCAACAAUGGGGAUGACCCGUUCGUGGCGAAGAUGGAUCUCGCUCCGGUGAUGGAGCAGUUUGAUGGGGUUUUGGAUGUUGUGAGAGGACUUGGGGCGAGGAUUAUUGAUGAUGCGAAUUGCUCCUCUUAUGAGGAAAUCAACGCUGCUGAUGCGCCACAGGGCCGGGUCGGGCCGUCGGAGUAUCGGUUUGAUAUCGAGAGGUGCUUUCCGAGUCUGGCGGUUCACCCGUAUGGUAUUCGGACUGUGGAGGAUCUCAUCAACUGCACCAAGACUCUCCCCAAAGAAGAAUACCCCUCUCGCGACGUUGCUUACUGGGAGCAGGUGGUCAAGUCUGCUGACUUCGGGUCGCCCGAGAUGGCCAAAGAAAUCGAGAGAAUGAGAGACCUCGGCGGGACAAGGGGGAUUGAUGCUGUAAUUGACACCCACAAAGCCGACGCGAUUGUAUUCCCAUCAGUAUGCUCCUCGGAAGUACCCGGCCUUGUUGGGUACCCGGUUGUUUGUGUGCCGCUGGGGUUUUCACCCGAGGGGACAGAGGUGGAGAGGAAUACAAAGGUGGGAUUUGGUGGAGCAAGCGCCUGGCAUACCGUGAGUAAUUCCUCCCAGUGUGAUCCACCACUCUUCAUUGGGAAGCCGGUCACCGAGGAGAAGUUGAUUGAGCUGGCGUAUGCUUUCGAGCAACAUACUCAGAUUGGGAGGCAAAGGAAGCCGGUGGUGCUGCCCGGUGCUGAUAUUUGUGAUAUUUUGCGAGAGAGGAGGGUUGUGUGGAGGGUUUGGUGUAAACUACGGGAAUGGUUUGUGAUAUGA
Molecule: messenger RNA, 1428 nt
Organism: Podospora anserina S mat+
Lineage: Eukaryota; Fungi; Ascomycota; Sordariomycetes; Sordariales; Podosporaceae
Exons: 3
Coding region: 1-1428 (475 amino acids)
Source: RefSeq, a predicted model, not a curated record